Molecule: messenger RNA, 2210 nt
Organism: Coregonus clupeaformis (lake whitefish)
Lineage: Eukaryota; Metazoa; Chordata; Actinopteri; Salmoniformes; Salmonidae
Gene: gucy1b2
Product: guanylate cyclase 1, soluble, beta 2
Exons: 15
Coding region: 16-2124 (702 amino acids)
Biological process (GO): cGMP biosynthetic process; response to oxygen levels
Cellular component (GO): guanylate cyclase complex, soluble
Molecular function (GO): heme binding; guanylate cyclase activity
Source: RefSeq, a predicted model, not a curated record
GUCCAGGACACGUUCAUGACUUAUGAGAUAUACGAUGAUGUCAUAACUCUGCGUCUGGUGCAGGAGGCAUGUACUAUGCUGGACUUGCCUUCUGAAGUGGUGCUGAAGCUUUUCGGGGAGUACUUCUUCAGCUUCUGUAAAAUGUCGGGGUACGACACCAUGCUCCGUACGCUAGGGGGGAACCUGGUGGAAUUCAUUGAGAACCUGGAUGCCCUUCACAGCUACCUGGCUCUCUCCUACCAGGAGAUGAAUGCUCCCUCGUUCCGUGUGGAGAAGAGUGAUGAUGGGAGGAUGUUGCUUCAUUACUACUCUGACAGGAAAGGCCUAUAUCACAUUGUGCCAGGCAUCAUUGAGGCGGUGGCCAAAGACUUCUUUGACAGUGAAGUGAGCAUGACCAUCCUUAACCAAUCAGAGGAGGACGAGCGCACAGGGAAGAAAGAGCAUGUGGUCUUCCUGGUCUCUCAGAGGAGCAGAGGGUCAAAGAGGGAUUUCCGGCCUGAAGGAGAGAACAAGGACGUAACGAAGGAGGAUGAGGAGAGUGAUAGGAGGCAUCAGGCGGCGGCAUUGGAGAGGAUGAGAGCCAGGUGUGCCAGUCUGCCCCACUGCCCUGCUGGGAAAAGAUCACGCUGGGGCAUGGUUAGGAGCGUUGUCAUGUUUGGAAAAGACAACCUUCUGAAGUCGUUCACACCCUGCUAUCCAGAUAAGCUGUGGAUGGAGGAACAAGCAUUCUGCAACGCCUUCCCUUUCCACAUUGUCUUUGAUAAACAGCUGAAGGUGAAGCAGACUGGGGUUAACAUCCAGAAGUUUGUCCCUGGGCUGCAGACGAUGGACAUCCGUCUGGAUGAGUACUUCAGCAUUGUCCAUCCGCAGGUGACUUUCAACAUCGAGAGCAUCAGGAAGUUCAUCAACAGCCAGUUUGUCCUGAAGACCAGACGGGAGAUGGUGCCGCUGGCCUCUCAGCAUCAGUCCAUGCUCAAACUCAGAGGUCAGAUGGUGUGGAUGGAGUCUCUGGGCUGCAUGGUGUACCUGUGCUCCCCGAAGCUGCGCAGCCUGCAGGAGUUGGAGGAGAGGGGUCUGCACAUCUCCGACAUCGCCCAGCACGACACCACCCGAGACCUCAUCCUGCUCAACCAACAGCGUCUGGCUGAGAUGGAGCUGUCCAAUCAGCUAGAGCGCAAAAAGGAGGAGCUGAGGAUCCUCUCACGCCACCUAGAGGUGGAGAAGAAGAAGACGGAGACUCUGCUGUACGCCAUGUUGCCUCGCCACGUAGCCAACCAGCUGAAGGAGGGAAAGAGGGUGGAAGCAGGUGAGUUCCAGGUGUGCACCAUCCUGUUCAGUGAUGUGGUCACCUUCACCAACAUCUGUGCUGCCUGCGAGCCCAUCCAGAUCGUCAACAUGCUCAACUCCAUGUACUCCAAGUUCGACCGCCUUACCAGCGUCCAUGACGUGUACAAGGUGGAGACUAUUGGAGAUGCCUACAUGGUGGUGGGUGGGGUUCCCAUUCCAGCUGACAGCCAUGCAGAGCGGGUGGCCAACUUUGCCCUGGGGAUGCGUAUCGCUGCCCGGGAGGUGACCAACCCUAUCACUGGGCAACCCAUCCAGAUUCGGGUGGGUCUGCACACAGGUCCAGUGUUGGCUGGUGUGGUAGGAGACAAGAUGCCUCGAUACUGCCUGUUUGGAGAUACGGUCAACACUGCCUCCCGCAUGGAGAGUCACGGUGUGCCUGACCACAUACACCUCAGCCCCUCCACAUACAGUGCGCUGGAGGAUAAGGGCUUUGACAUCCUGGAAAGAGGAGAGAUCCAGGUGAAGGGGAAAGGCCUGAUGACCACCUACUUCCUGCUGCAGAACCUGUGUGUGUCUGAGGACGCCAUCAUGGCCAGAGGGACAGGAGAGCCAUGCGUGUACAGAGACAACCAGCAGGGGGCGGGAGACAGCGAGAGAGACACAGAUGAACCAGACAGUGUGAGAAAAGAGGAAACCUCAACGAAUGGCCAAACCACGGCGCCUGCUUCUCCUUCCAGUGACCUCACCAACGAAGACACACCUUUUCUGGGAGACAAUACACCUUUUCAAAAUGGCCACCUCAACGACGUGAACUCACGAUUCUGCCGACUGCUCUAAGAAAGCAUCGAGUUGAGGAACAUCUGUGUGCGCAUGGCAAUGAGUGACUCUGACUGUCAGAAGGACCGGGACCUGAGAGAUCUGCA